AUGGCGGCGAGAGGAGUCGAAGGAAUGAUGCAUUCCAACGGCCAAUUGGAACAAAGAGCAGUUGGGACGACGACGACGAGAGGGAGAACGAGAACGAGAACGAGAACGUUUUUCGGGAGGAGAAUGAGAAAAAGCCUCGGGAGAAUAUCGGCGACGUCUUCUUCGUCCGUCUCGUCUCCAUCUUUCUCCGAGCGCGAUCGUGUGCUCGUGGUGGAACAGUUGAAGCCUGCGGAGACUUUGGCGGCGACGAGCGGACAAAGAGCUGAAAAUUGUAUCGUCCAAGCGCCUUCUUCCCAUUUGGACGCGCCGCCGCGGCCGCCACCGUUAGCGGUCGCGUCCUCGACGUCGCUCUCUAUUACGGACCCACAAAUCGUGUCGACUAUUCUCCAAGCGUUCGCGCUCUUUGCGUUUGGUGGUUUUCUUUCGCUUUCUGAGACUGCGCUGACGACGUUGUGGCCGUGGAAAAUCAAAGAGCUCGCCAACGAGGAAGGGCCGUCGUCGCCGUUUUACGCGGUGCAACAAAACGUGACUCGGUUUUUGACGACUAUAUUGAUUGGGAGCACGGUGAGUUCGAUUUUAGCGACGGCGAUGAUGACCGAGGCGAUCGUGAAGGUGUACGGGGAGAAGGCGAUUGGUCUGGCGACGAUUGCGAUGUCGGCGUUUGUUUUGUUGUUUUGCGAGAUUGCCCCGAAAUCGAUCGCGGUGCAGCACGCGUUGGUAGUUGGGAGGUUAGUAGUGACGCCGAUUCGGAUGAUGUCGACGAUUUUGUACCCGCUGGGAAGGAUAUGCACCGCCAUCGUGGAUUUUGGGUUUCAUUUGUUUCGGAUACAAACGAGCGCGGAGCCAUUUGUUAGCGAAAACGAGUUGAAGUUGGUAUUGAGCGGAGCGAUGGAGUCGAACUCGAUCGAAGCGAGCGAGCAGUCGAUGAUACGGAACGUUUUGGAUUUAUCGAAUACGCCGGCGAGGGAGGUGAUGACACCUUUGGUGCAAAUUUGCGGCAUCGAAAGCAAAGCGACGUUGGAAAAUUUGAAGCAACUUUGGAGGGAGGAAAAGUAUACGAGAGUGAUUGUAUUCGACGAGCGAGUCGAUAACGUGGUUGGUAUUGUAAACGUGCUAUCGAUAAUUGAAAGUGAAGAUUCUAAAUUGGACGAUGCAAUUGAAACAAUUAUGGAUAAAAACGUCUAUUUCAUUCCCGAGUCGAUGCCGGUGGAGAAAUUGUUGAGCGAGAUGUUAAAGAGAAAGUAUCACAUCGCCGUCGUCGUAAACGAACACGGCGGGACCAUCGGGCUCGUGAGUCUCGAAGAUUGCAUCGAGGAAAUCGUUGGCGAAAUAUACGACGAACACGACGACGACGAGUGGGGAGAGAAUAAGGCGGACAGAGAAGAUGAGUUUGAAGAAAACGACGCGAGGGGCAAAACUUUGCCGAGGUUUGUGAACGAGGUCGUGGAAGAAGAAGUGAACGGGAAAGACGUCAUCGUCGACAUCAACGUUGGCGGUACGAAUAGUGGCAGCAGUAGUAGUAGCGAUAAUAAUUAUAACAACAACAACAACAACAACAAUAGCGGUGAUAGCGGCACUGGUAGAGCGUACGAAGUUGGGGCGAAAGCCGAUAUCGAAGAGCUCGCGGAGUAUUUGGAGAUUGAUAUUCCCAAAAGUCCUCUCUACGAAACCGCCGGAGGUUGGGUGUGCGAUAUUUUCGCACGUAUUCCAAAAGAAGGCGAAACAUUUUCGGUUUCUUACCCCGUCGUCCAAGGCGCUUCGGUUUCAACGCUCGCGUUGGCGUCGUCGUCGUCGUCGUCGAGCAGCAAGUUGUACGUGGACUACACAGACGAUUCGGAGGAAAUCGAUGGUUUUGAAGAAAACGCGGACCAUAAAAAGUCCGAUUUUGAUCUCGACGACGAUUACACGUCUUCCUCCUCCUCCUCGUCGUCGUCAUCAAACGGCGGCGUACCGGAACUGGUUUUGAGAGUCGCCAUUGUGGAAGCUGACGAACGAAGAGUUUCCUCGAUUAAAAUUUCCAUAGGCGACGAGAAUAAGAAGCAGGAGAAACGGGAAGCGAGUAAAGGAAUAAACGGUAGCAGCAACGAUCGUCGAGGAAUGAAUGGUAUAUCGACGUCUACCAAACGACAAGAACCGGUAUCAUCGUGA
Molecule: messenger RNA, 2148 nt
Organism: Bathycoccus prasinos
Lineage: Eukaryota; Viridiplantae; Chlorophyta; Mamiellophyceae; Mamiellales; Bathycoccaceae
Exons: 1
Coding region: 1-2148 (715 amino acids)
Molecular function (GO): flavin adenine dinucleotide binding
Source: RefSeq, a predicted model, not a curated record